AUGGAAAACCAAGAAAAGAGUAAAACAGUACAACAAACAGUUUCAGAACUCAUCCAAACAGGAGAAUUUAAGAAAGUUAUAGAAAGGAUAAUAGAAGAACAUGAUCUGAAAAUCUGUGACUUAGAGACAAACUUAGAAAUAAUAUUAACAAAAAGUAAAAUAAAAGAAGGUGCUAUUAAGUUCAUUAAAGAAAACAUCAAUAAAAUUGAUGAAGAAAUUAGAAAGAUAAAAGAAGAAAAUGAAAAAACAAGCAAAGAACUUAAAGGGCAUGAAAUUCAAAUAGAUGAAAAUACAUUAAAUAUAGAAGUACAAAAUUAUUUAAUCAAUAAAAUUAUGAAAGAAAUAAAGGGCGAAAGAAUUAGUGAAGAAAAAAUAAAAGAACUAGUAGAAGAAGAGUGCAAAAAGAGGUAUCUUCAGAAAAGAAAAGAGAAAAAUGAAAGGAGAGAAGGGUUGGCCAAU
Messenger RNA from Entamoeba dispar SAW760, 459 nucleotides. RefSeq lists its product as uncharacterized. The record is from RefSeq and is a predicted model, not a curated record. The annotation marks the transcript as partial. Lineage: Eukaryota; Evosea; Mastigamoebida; Endamoebidae. The transcript has a single exon.